GAGGGCCGCGGGCUCGCAGACGACAUGCAGAGAGUCUCCUCGCUGCCGCCCUACCUCCCUGUGAGCUACCACAUCGCCCGAGCGGAGACCUCCUUCUUCCUGAAGGAAGCCAGCCAGGACGUGCUGCGCAACUCCAGCCUGCGGUCCAGAGUGGAGUCCUUCUUCACCUACAAAGCCACGCAGCCGCCCGCAGUGAACGUCAGCUAUGGGCCUUUUUCUGUGGAGAAGAUCGUGCCUCUGGAUUUAAUGCAGACUUCAAACUUUUUAGGCCCAACUAAGAAGUUCAGUUUUGACUGGAAACUGAAGGCCUACGUGCUGCGGGAGAGGAUCUACCUGAGCCGGCCCAAGGUGCAGGUCCUGUUCUACGUCGUGGGCCGGGACUGGGACGACCACGGCUCCGGGGAGAGGCUGCCCUGCCUGCGUGUCUUUGCCUUCCGGGAGACGCAGGAGGUGCGGGGCAGCUGCCGGCUGCAGGGGGAGCUGGGGCUGUGCGUGGCCGAGCUGGAGCUCCUGGCCAGCUGGUUCAGCCCCCCCACGGUGGUCGCAGGGAGGAAGAAGCCCGUGGACCAGCCGGAGGGCAGCCCGGUGGAGCUCUACUACACGGUGCAGCCGGGCGACGAGCGAGGGGACUGCGCUGGGGGGGACGUGAGGAAGGGGAACGCCAUCCGACCAGGCCGGGCUGGGCUGGAGGAGCCCACGUCCCACCUGCAGAGGAUUGGCACUGUGGGCCUUUAUCGGGCCCAGGAGAGCACCCAGCUCAGCGAGUUGCGUUUGGAUAGCAACGUGGUCAUCUGGCUACCCUCCCGGCCGGUCAAGCAGGGCGACGUGGUCACUGCCUAUGUCACGGUCCCCAGCAAUGCCACUGUGGACCUCUUCAUCUUGAGGGCCAAGGUGAAGAAGGGGGUGAACAUCCUGAGCGCUCAGACCAGCGAGCCUCGGCAGUGGGACGUCCAGCAGGAGGUGGGCAGCGGCGGGAAGCACGCCACCGCCACCGUGGUGUGUCAGCGCCUGGGGCCCGGCCCACGCAACAGAAGCAGCUCCCGCAACCCCAGGCCCUCCAUCAUGCCUCAGAGACUGCUGCAGGGCAUGUCCCUGCCCUCUCACUCCCCGUCGGCAUCAGCCUUCGACUUCCUGGCUUUAUGGAGGAAGCUCACCUGUCCCAUACGGAAAGACGGCAAGGAGGGCCCUGGAGCCUUAGAGAACAAGCGAGUCGAGCCAGCCCUACCGUUCCAGCCCCUGUUCCACUUGUGCCACUCUGACAGCAGCUUCCGGAAGCCCCAGCAACACCACGAGCCAGGCCCUCCAGCAGGCCCUAUUCAGAGGAGCCGCCACCGUGGCACUGUGUUUGCCACGGAGCAAGGCCUCCUGAGCCCUUCCAACGAGGCUGCAGCGUGGUCCAGCCCCUCCGCAUUGUCUUCAUGGCUUCCAGUCCUGCUGGGUUUCCAUCACUGGUUGGCUCUCUCCUGUGCUCCCACCCUCAAGGUGACGAAGGUGUCUGGACGCUGGUGCCAUCGGGACAUCCGCAGCCUACGGCACCUGUGGCCUCGACAUUCGCCGCUUUGA
Molecule: messenger RNA, 1563 nt
Organism: Tupaia belangeri chinensis (Chinese tree shrew)
Lineage: Eukaryota; Metazoa; Chordata; Mammalia; Scandentia; Tupaiidae
Product: transmembrane protein 132C
Exons: 7
Coding region: 25-1563 (512 amino acids)
Source: RefSeq, a predicted model, not a curated record